UUAUAAGUAUGUCUUUUGACUUUCUCUCUCUCCUUAUAACCAAACCUAAAUAAACCAGGAAAAUCCUCUUUGUGCCUUCUAGUGGCCACCUAUAUUGCAUGGUCAUUGCUCUCUCUCUCUGUCUCUCUCUUUUAAGGCUCAUCUCUUUCUUGUUCUCUCUAACCGAAAGCAAAGCAAAUAGAUCAUACAGAAGCAAGGAAUAUAACAACUUUCAUGGCAGUUGAAGCUCCGCAUAUAAACCUCUUCCCUUCUUCACAGCUAAUCGCUAAUAGAGAUUUCAAUAUUUACGAUACCCAGAUGGAUUCUGGUCUUGGUUUCAAUGAAACAAUGCCAGCUACGACAAUUUUUCCUUUCUAUCAGUCUCUUGUAUGUGAUCCCAUUUUGGCUAAAUCAUCCAUGAACAAAGAUGACAGUGGACUCACUUACAAUAUUCCCGCUCCAAGAAAAAGGGCUAGAGAUCCAAUCAACGAUUUGGAUUCUUUUGCAGUUUCUCAGAAGAGCAAAUUUUCUUUUAUUGAUGAAGAUAUCCUGUCUCAGAUCCAAAACAACCAAUCUGAGAUGGACAGCUUUGUUGCUGAACAUACUCAGAAAAUAAGAAUGGAGCUUGAAGAGAGAAGAAAGAAGCAAUCAAGAAUGUUGGUAUCAGCAAUUCAAGAAGCAAUAAUCAAGAAAUUGAAGGAAAAAGAUGAUGAGAUACAAAGAAUGGGAAAAUUGAAUUGGGUUCUUCAAGAAAGAGUGAAAAGCUUAUACAUAGAGAAUCAAAUUUGGAGGGAUUUAGCGCAAACUAAUGAAGCCACAGCAAAUUCUCUCCGAAGCAAUCUCGAACAAGUCCUGGCGCACGUUAGCGAGGAACGACACGUCAGCGGUGGUGGUGCUAUGGUAGCAGACGACGCAGAGUCUAGCUGUGGGAGCAGUGAUUAUGGGAGGCGGUGCACGUUAGCAGAGGAGGAAGUGUGGGCGAAGGAUAAGGUGGCGGUGGGGGUGAAGGAUAACAGGAUGUGCAAAAAGUGUGGGGAGAGGGAAUCUAGUGUAUUGUUGCUACCAUGCAGGCAUCUGUGCCUCUGUACAUUUUGUGGGUCCACUCUGCUCGGCACUUGCCCUGUUUGUGAUUCUGGGAUGACUGGUAGUGUACAUGUUAACUUGUCCUGAAAUUUUAGGAGAAAAAAAAAUGAUACUUGUUGGAAAAAUAUUUAAAAAAAAAAAUAGAUCACUGAAAAUUUUUUCAUUA
This is a messenger RNA of Jatropha curcas, 1228 nucleotides long. RefSeq names its product BOI-related E3 ubiquitin-protein ligase 1. The record is from RefSeq and is a predicted model, not a curated record. Gene Ontology annotation, biological process: regulation of programmed cell death. NCBI's taxonomy places the organism in Eukaryota, Viridiplantae, Streptophyta, Magnoliopsida, Malpighiales, Euphorbiaceae. Gene Ontology annotation, molecular function: ubiquitin-protein transferase activity.